Molecule: messenger RNA, 4012 nt
Organism: Plodia interpunctella (Indianmeal moth)
Lineage: Eukaryota; Metazoa; Arthropoda; Insecta; Lepidoptera; Pyralidae
Gene: Caf1-180
Product: Chromatin assembly factor 1, p180 subunit
Exons: 6
Coding region: 134-2596 (820 amino acids)
Biological process (GO): nucleosome assembly
Cellular component (GO): nucleus; CAF-1 complex
Source: RefSeq, a predicted model, not a curated record
GCGUUUUUCUGACAAUUGUCAAAAGUUCACUCUCGUGGGGUGCUGUGCUGUUUUUGUUGAAGUGUUAUAUUUAUUAAACUGUUAUUGUUAUUCAGUCAUUUUAGAUAAAUGCAUGUGGUACUAAUUCGCUAAUAUGAAAACCAGCAAGUCGCCAGAAAACAAAGAGGUGACACCAUCAAAGAAGAAAUUAACUCAAGCCCGUCUUCCUUUCAAGAUUAUCAGCGAUGCUUCACCAACUGCAGCCACCCAACAGCCUCGGAAGAGGAAGUUAUCAGCACCAAAUCCUGAACCUGUCACUAAGAUUGGUAAAAUCAGCAAAGAAAAUGGUAUAACGGAUGACCCAGUGGUCAUAAGCGAUGACGACUGUAAAGUUGAAAAGGCACAACAACACGAUGACAAACUAAUGAAUCCGUUUGUGAAAUUGGUGGAUACAGCUUGGAAAAAGAAACAACAGAAAAGUAAGAAGAAAAAUAUAAAAAAGAAAAAAGUAACUGUAACAACAAACUUGGAGAGUAGUGAAUGUGAAGAACACAUGGAAGUAGAUAUACCUUUUGAAAUAUCUGACACAAAUCAAAACAAAAAUAGUGAACAUGAUAUCGAAGAGCCUCCGCCUACCAAUCAUCUUCCAAAACCUUUGGAAAAGAGUGUUGAAGAGUUGGAAGUUAGCAAACCAGCCACUGAAAUGUCAUCCCCAGAGCCGUCAAAUGAUGCUGAAGUUAUUGUUUUAGAAGAAUCCAAUGAUGCUGACAUCAAUUUGAAAACUAAAGAAGAUACAAGUGACAUGACUGAUAAAAUUCAUGCAAAUAUGGAUGGUGAAAAUUGUUCUAAAGUUCUUGAUAAUGUUAAAAGUGAUGCCAGUACUGAAGAGAAAUAUAUAGAAGCCGAUGACAGCAAGGAAUCUCAGAAUAAAGAUAUAAAAUUGGAUGUAACACCAAAAAGGAGUAGUAGGAACAAGGCAAACUUGAAUUCCUCAAAGCUGAAUGACUCUGUGAGUUCUGCUCCAAGCACUCCAAAGACACCAAAGACAAGUAGGAGCUCUUCUGUUUCAAAUAGCAUUGGUAAUGAGUCUUUGAAUGAUUCUACUGCCAGUCUUACUCCUAAACAGCAACAAAAGAAGUUGGAGUCAGCUAAGAAAAAAGAGGAAAGAGAGAAAGAGAAGCAGGAACGUGAAAAGAAGAGACAGCAAGAGAAAGAAGAGAGAGCUAAGUUAAAACAAGAGAAAGAAGAACAGAAAAAGCGUGAGAGGGAAGAAAAAGAAGAAGCAAAACGCAAGGAAAAGGAGGAAAAAGAGGAACAAAAGAGAAAGGAAAAGGAAGAAAAGGAGAAACAGAAAGAAUUGGAAAAAAAAUUGAGAGAAGAAAAAGAAGACCAGAAGCGUAAAGAAAAGGAGGAGAAAGAAGAACAAAGGAGAAAAGAGAAGGAAGCUAGGGAAGAAGAAAAAAGGAAGAAGCAGGAAGCUUUAGAACUAGAGAAACAAGAACAAGAAAUAAAGAAAAAGAAGGCGGCUGAGGCCUUUGCUAAUUUCUUUGUUCCCAAACAGAAAACUGAAAAGGAGCAUGCCAUGUUAGGACCAGUCAGUAAAAAUGAUAUGCUGUCAAGUUUUAGAGUAAAGGUUGAUAUGAGAUUAGCACCUACUGUUCGGACAGAUCUAACAGAGGAUAAAAGGGAAAAUUUGGAUACAUUAAUGAAGAGACAAAAUGAGGAAAUGCUGUAUUUGAAAAGUCUCAAAGAAGGUAUUUCAAAACCAUUAUCAAGUGGAAAAACGUGGCCUUUGGAAGAUAAAGAUGAUGAUGUAAUGGUUAUCGAAGACGAGCUGCCGGUCGCGACGGCGACGGCGGGCGCGGGCGCGGAGCCGCGCAGGCGGCCGGGCCCGCGCGCCAAGCUGCUGAGCUUCCACCACACGCGCCGCCCGCCCUACUGGGGCUCCUGGAGGCGGACCAGCGACACAGUCACGGCUAGGAGACCCUUUGCGCAGGAUCAGAAACACCUAGACUAUUCAGUGGACAGCGAUGAGGAGUGGGAAGAGGAGCCGGAUGGCGAAAGUAUUAACGGCAGCGCGGCGAGCGACGACGACCUCGAGGCGGAUGAGUACGAGGUCGAUAAUGAUGUGUUCGUGCCGCACGGGUACCUUAGCGACGAGGAAGCAACAAUGGAUGAGGAGGAUAACGUUCUCGCACUUUCCCCUGAAGCCCAAAAAGCGAGGUUGAAACACCUCGAAGACGAAUUCGAGUCUGAAAUGAAGAAACCAACAGAAAAGUUAAAACCACGAGUCUAUGGUUUAAUCUGGGAGACCAGUGACGGUGGUAAACCGGAAAAUUGUGUUGAUGCUCUAUGGAAUUACUUCAGAAAGUUUUCUAUGAUUGUGGGUGAACCAGUACUUGAGCCUAUCACAGAACCGGAGGAAGCUGAAAAGAAGAAAGUUAAAAAGAAGAAAUCUCUUCCCGAAGGGGACAGCCCUAAAGCUGAGAAAAAGCGGAAGUCUAAAGCGGAUAAUAAGGAAGUAAAACCUAAAGUGGAAUCCAAGAAAACUACAAGUGAUAUUAAGAAGAAUCAACCUGGGAUCAAUACAUUUUUAACGAAAGUAAAAUCGUCUUAAUUAAGUUUAUUUAACUAGAGAGCGAAAUCGUAAAUUAUAUACGCCAAUAUACACAUGUUACAAACGCUAAUUGAUUAUUUCACUUAUUCAUUACUGAGGGCGGUUGCAUUUCACUUCUCACUAUCGAGUAGAUUGGAAGUGAGACGCAGCGAACCAAUCACAUUGCGGUGUGGUUGUCGUUGCGUUACAAUAGCGCACUGUGAUUGGUUAGCUACGUCUCACUGCGAAUCGACUCGAUGGUGAGAUGUAAAUAGCAAAGUCGAACUACGCACACUUACGGCAGUUGAAUAAAAAUACAAAUAUAAUAUUUUAUUGGGUCUCGACAUUUGUUUUAUGAAAUGUAGUCGCCGAUAUAGGUAUUUAUUGCGAAAACAGUUAACUGUGUGAGCUACCAUAAUUAAGAGAAAAAAAUCAUAGUAAGUUACAAAAAUAUUCCUACAACAUAAAAACACACUUAAUAAAAUUUUACAAUUUAACAAUUUACAAUUAAUAAAAUAUAUUAUUAGCUUGAUGGCCUGGCAUUUAUACCUGUCGAAUUCUGAAAGUUAAAGUGCCGCCCGAAAAAUAAUGCCCGAAUUUGGGUACAAGAUUCGCUCUAAAUUAUUUUAAUUUUGUACAAGAAAUAUGAAAUAAACUUGACACAGACAAAAAAUAUGUCACAUGCAAAGUUAAUAGAUCAAAAAAACUACAUUAGUAAUACUCUGACACGAUAUAUUUUUAGUAUUUAAUAAUAAUGAAUUAUAAAAUAUUAAUGUUGCUAUGUCUGUUUUCUCCAUUUCUGUAAGUAACUGUGGGCGUUUGUAUAAAAUAUAUGAAAAAUUGUUUUGAACAAACCUUACGGAGAAAAUUUCAUUUUUGUAUCUCUUAUAUUCGAAUAUUUGUAAGCUAAGAAGAGCACAAGGUUAAAUUUUUUCCCUACUAUAUUCAGCUGUACAUUUCUGUUUAUUAUUCCCCCAUGGGAAAAAGAAGUGAUAAUAUGUAUGUAUGUGAUGUGAUGUAUAAAUUAGUAGACACACUGUAUAUGAAAGCCUAGAAUGAAGAUGAAGUGUUUUUCUAAAGUGGAAAGUUGUAAAAGUUUUUUAACGAACUGUGUUUGUACAAGUAUUAGGUAUACAUGUUAAUUCCAUCUAUUAAAAACUAGCUGCGCCCCGGGGCUUCGCUUCCGUGGGAAUGUCGGGGUAAAAGUACCCUAUGUGUUAUUCCAGCGUGUCUAUAAUAGUGUGUAUUUAGUGUGUAUCUGAAAAUGCGAAGUUGAAACUUGUUACUUGUCUUAACCUUAGAAGUUUUAAAAUUGUGCCUUUGUUAAUUUCAAAGCUUCUUGUGUCCAAACUAUGUAAAUAUCAAUAUCCUUUCGCUAAGUUAUGAUGUAAGUAUCCAAUAUUAAUUUUAUUGUCCAAUAAAUAGUAUUAUACAAAU